This is a messenger RNA of Lepisosteus oculatus (spotted gar), 2586 nucleotides long. NCBI's taxonomy places the organism in Eukaryota, Metazoa, Chordata, Actinopteri, Semionotiformes, Lepisosteidae. The record is from RefSeq and is a predicted model, not a curated record.
UUGCUGUGUUUUGGUGAUUAAACUGGCCUGCUCCACUGGAGUUGAGCAUCACUGGGACAGGGACUGACCCCUUCACCAGGACUGGGGCUGCGAAACCAGCCCAGGACGUUGGCUUUGAAUUUCCAGGGAAUGUCAUUCAGAUGGGCCCAGUGCCGUUUGUCUAACAAAGGGGUCCCAAACUACACCGCCUAAGGGAGGUCCCGAUUGGAUGCAGUGGUGCAGAGCCACCUUGUAGCAGUGGGCUGGAACGUGGGGGAGUUUCCAUCUUCAAGGGCUGCUAAUAGACAAAUACAGGCAGCCCACACUGAAUCAGGGGUCACCUGCGUCUGGGCACUUGGGCUCUGGAUUUGGCACUUGGAGGCUGUGGCUUCAGUUCCCUCUAAGUUAGUUUGGUUCGGGCCCUGACGCUGUGCUCGUGAGAAAACGCUUCGCUCAGAAUGCACCGGUAAAACGCCCAGCUGCAGAAACGGGUACUCACCAGGUCAGAGCUUGUUCUCGGCUGAUUGGUUAAAUAAGGGGCCGGUGGGACUGAGGUUCCCGGAGCUCGGCGACGCUCCAGAGUGCUUCAGGGCUGCAGGAAAGCGGAGCUGGCUCGUUUGCACAAGCGAGGAGUUAGAGAGACCUGGUCUCACAGGAGGCGCCUCAAACCUGUGACCCCUGGGCAGCUGGAGGGGUGAUAAAGACCACUAAUCUACCCCUGUGGCUAUCGGACAUGCACAAAGCUUGGUUUAUUAUAUUCCCCCUAAACAAGAAAAGAAAAGACACUGUGCUAAAACAUUGUCGUUUUCCGCUGUUCGGAACGUUCGAGAGGCCAGGUCAAACUUCACAAGUCUUAUCUGAGCACAAUAAAAAUUCCUGCGUUUUGCCCUCAUUCCCUGGAGUCCUUGGCUCAGGAAGGGUCCCUCGUUGGGAACGCGGUCUGCUGUGUGUUUUCCUUCCAGUGGAAAUGGGAUCUGUGCUCAGUGAAGUGUAAAAUGAGCCAUGUGAAAGCAGUUAUCUUGUGGGCCUGCUUCCCGGCCCCUGCGGAAUAAGAUAAAGCCAUUGCCUUCUCUUCAGCGUAGCCAUGUGCGUGUCGGGAGGCGAUGUGCCAGCAAACGGGGCAGCGUCGCCUGUGGUUUAGGAGCUGCUUCUCGGUUCGGGAUUUCUGUUCUGUGUAGCUGAAGCAUUUAUCAUCUAUUGAGAGGCACUAACAGCCCCUCCCCUGAGUAUUGGAACAGGGACAUUUGUUGUGUUUUUUCAUGCCUCACAGAAGAAGUAAUGACUGAAUAAUUAUCUGCCUGACUACGCAGAUUUUUUUUUCAUACCCAGACGUUUUGCAUUAUCCUUAAUUUCAUCUGUAAGAAAUAUAAAAUGGUCAGUACGUGAGAAUAUAAGGUUUAUGCUAAAAUUGCUCAGGCACUGGCGUUGUACAGGUUAUGUGGCUUAGAUAUGUAUUCAUGAUAUUCGUAUUGCAUACCUAUUGCUGGACGAAGACGUCUGCAAAAUACCAUUCCUUGUAACAGCACGCAGUUGACCUCCCCUUGAGGGUGAUGGUGUUAGUCUUUCAGUCGCACCACCACAGUAUCGUAGCGACUGGCGCCACCUGGUGGCCGGAUGGCGACACAGUACACGCAGUACAGCUCUUUUUACACCAGACACAUGAGCGUCCUGGGGUGCCUCUCCUCUCUCACAGAGCCCCACGUGCGUGUGUGUGUGUGCGUGCGUGUGUUCCAGGUGCUGGCGCGCAGGAGAGCAGACGGGACGGUCCUGAGGGGGAGGGUGGUGGAGACCGAGGCCUACCUGGGCGGGGAGGACCGGGCCUCCCACUCCGCGGGCGGGCGGCGCACCGAGAGGAACGCCGCCAUGUUCAUGAGGCCCGGGACCAUCUACGUCUACCAGAUCUACGGCAUCUACCUGUGCAUGAACGUCUCCAGCCAGGGAGAGGGGGCGGCCGUGCUGCUGCGCUCGCUGGAGCCCCUGCAGGGCCAGGAGGUCAUGAGGGAGCUGCGGGGAGCCCGGCGGAAACCAGGCUCGCGACCCCUGAAGGACAAGGAACUUUGCAACGGCCCCUCCAAGCUCUGCCAGGCACUGGACGUCAGCAGGGGGUUCGACCAGCGGGACUUGGCCCGCGACGGCGAGGUGUGGCUGGAGCAGGACCCCGACACGCCGUCGCGGGCGCCCCAGGAUAUAGUGUGCGCCCCCCGCGUUGGCAUCGACUCGGCCAGGGAGUGGGCCGCCACACCCCUGCGGUUCUACGUGCGGGGGAACCCCUGUGUGAGCGUGCUGGACAGGGCAGCCGAAAAGCAGCCCACCACUCCCUGACGGGCGCCCCCAGUGAUCCCAGCAGGAGGGGGGAGGGCAGGCCUGGGCGCAAGCACUCAAGAGCCAAGCAGCACUAAGGGAGAGCACGACAUGUACUCCUAGAAACCCCCAGGCAGUGCCAGAUUAAUUCAUCAUACCCCUGUCCUGUCUACUUCCUGUCACUUCAUGAGCUUUUUAAUCACCAGUCAGCUAAUAAACUUUUCUACUACCAUGUUUUCCUAUAUUAACCACAAAUCAAACACUUUCUUAUUUCUUUAAAAUAAACUUCCAUUUCAUCUACCUAAA